Molecule: messenger RNA, 832 nt
Organism: Guillardia theta CCMP2712
Lineage: Eukaryota; Cryptophyceae; Pyrenomonadales; Geminigeraceae
Exons: 2
Coding region: 1-711 (236 amino acids)
Source: RefSeq, a predicted model, not a curated record
AUGAACAAGACCAAGGAUGUCAAGAGCUACUCUUCGACGGAUCUCAGUCAGAUUCUUGGCUACUCUGUCCCGCCGAAGCAGGAGGACGAGAAGCUGAUCAGCAAGGAUGCCAUCAAGAAGUACGGAAAGACGGAGCAAGAGAAGAAGGAGAAGAAGAAGAAGACCAAGCACGAGCGCGACCUCGAAAAGGUGCCACAUUGUGAUGAGGAGGAUGUUAUCUCCACCACUGGGGUUGUGCUCAAGCAUCCUAUCCUUCCUAAGCCGAGCGUGUUGAGCGGCACACUGAAGCACAUGUUCGUACAUGGAGGCUUCAUGUCGCACGACAAGCACAAGCACAAGAAACAGGAUUGGGAGUUCAACGAAGAGACACAAGAGAAAAUUGCAAAUGACGCGCAUGCCAACAAGGUCGAGGGAAGGAAAGGUCUCGGGUUUGACAACGACCGUCCCACCAAGUUAGGAAAGGACUUCAAGGGGGCAAAGAAAACCUUCGACUCAGAUGAGGAAAGCGACGCGAGCUCGAGUAAAUCAGAGAAUGAGGAACAGGUACGACUUGCCAAGAAGGAGAAGAAGAAAAAGAACAAAUCGGAGAAGAAGGAGAAAAAAGAAAAGGAAGGCAAGAAAAAGAAGAGAUCCAGGGAUUCCGAUGACAGUGACUCUGACAGCGACAAGGAGGAAUCCAAGAAAAAGAAGAAGAAAAGGAGUAGCCAGUAAUCAGAGCGAUGCCUUAUUUUUUUCUUCUGUAACUUUGGCUUCUCGAAGCUUCGUUUCUCAUUUUAUUUUUACCUUUGGAUUUUGUACUGUGAUCACUGUAAUAAAGCGUCUUCACUUGAUA